Nicotiana tabacum (common tobacco) is the source of this 429-nucleotide messenger RNA. Its product is annotated as secreted RxLR effector protein 161-like. The record is from RefSeq and is a predicted model, not a curated record. Lineage: Eukaryota; Viridiplantae; Streptophyta; Magnoliopsida; Solanales; Solanaceae.
AUGGAUGAAUCAAAAGAAAUAGAUACACCCACUGCAACAACUACUAAAUUAGACAUAGAUGAACCUGGUCAUAUGUUGAUUAGAAGUCGUAUAGGGGCAAAUCCUAAGGAAUCCCACUUAACUGUUGUCAAGAGGAUACUGAGAUAUUUGAAAGGCACUACUGACCUUUGCCUUUGGUACCAUAAAGAUAGUAACUUUAAUCUAGUAGGAUGUGCUGAUGCUGAUUAUGCAGGUUUCCUUGUAGAUAGGAAAAGAACCUCAGGUAUGACUCAUUUUCUUGGUUCAUGUCUGGUAUCAUGGGCCACUAAGAAGCAGAAUUCAGUAGCUUUAUCCACUGCUGAGGCUGAGUAUGUUGCUACUUCCUCUUGUUGUGCUCAACUACUGUGGAUCAAACGACAACUGAUGGAUUUUGGCAUUGAAGUUGAUUAG